This is a messenger RNA of Manihot esculenta (cassava), 1784 nucleotides long. RefSeq lists its product as uncharacterized. Gene Ontology annotation, cellular component: membrane. Bases 16 to 1536 code for a protein of 506 amino acids. The record is from RefSeq and is a predicted model, not a curated record. Gene Ontology annotation, molecular function: starch binding. NCBI's taxonomy places the organism in Eukaryota, Viridiplantae, Streptophyta, Magnoliopsida, Malpighiales, Euphorbiaceae. The transcript has 5 exons.
UUCAUUUGUACGGUGAUGGACUCCUUUUCAAUAGCCACCACAACCAAAUUUAAAGAGAAUUGCACUAGAAUACAAAAUCUUCAUCUUCUCUCUUCCUUCUGCAACUCAGCUCGUUCUGCUGACUCACUCAUGAAAACUCUAGCUACCUCCCCUUCUUUCUCCAAGAUCGCACUCCAAAGGAAUGGAAAUUCCCGAGAUUUUAAUCUUACUAGACAUGGAAUUGGUUUCUUCUCUUCCAAAAAACUUCUUCAUGUUGGGUUUUUGAUUUCUGUUAAACGCAAGACUUUUCAGCCCAUCUCUGCAUCUACUCCGUCUUCUCUGUCUAAGCCCGGUUUGGAGGAUGCAGAAACCAAAACCCAAGAAAAAUAUCAAUCAAAGACGGUUCAUGUUAAAUUCCAACUAAAAAAAGAGUGUUCCUUUGGUGAGCAAUUCGUUCUAGUAGGGGAUGAUCCACUGUUCGGAAUGUGGGAUCCUGCAAAUGCAAUACCAUUGAAGUGGUCAGACGGCCAUGUUUGGACUGUGGAGCUGGAUAUACCCAUUGGAAAAUCAAUCCAGUUCAAGUUCAUACUAAAAGAAGUCACUGGAAGGAUUUUGUGGCAACCAGGACCUGACCGAAUUUUCAAAGCUUGGGAAACUGAGAAUACAAUCGUUGUUUCAGAAGAUUGGGAAGAUGAUAACUUUCAGGAAUUGCUAGAGGAAGAAACGAUUUAUAAUAACAAAGUGGAGCCUGUUGUUAACUCAGAAAUGCUGGAUUUAGCUGAGAACUUGACCCACCAAAUUGAGGAAUUGGCUUCUGAGGUUAAUUUUUACCCACCAAAGGAACCAUUAACACAGGCUCCUGAGGAACCAACCAUUGCUGAUAGCAUUCCGUCUCCAGAACUGGAGCCCGUGGUUAUUGUUGCAGAUAACAUCAGCUACAUAACGGAGGAUCCUGUUGUGCGAGCAAGUCACCAAGUGCUAGAUGACUUUGAGAGCAAUCAUGAGAAGGAUGGUAAUGAGGCUAUCUCAAACAAGGAAGCAAUGGCUGCAGAGGAGGUUGUCGGAAAUAAUGGAAGUUUUCCGACAGAAAUGAUUACAGUAAACAUGAAUAUGGAAGGAAAUUUGGUUACUCAUGAAGGAGAUCCUGUUCUGGUACCUGGGUUGCCUCUAUUAUCAAGCGAAUCAGUAAUUCAGGAUGAAGUGGAGACAAGCAGUGGCCUUGAUGCCUCAGUUGGAGUUACUGAAGUUGAAACAAGCAGCGGCUUUGAUGCCUCAGUUGGAGCUAUGGAUGAAGUUAAGAAUCAUAAUUUGCCAGAGUUAGAAAAGAAGACUGAAACUGAUGAUGAUCAACAUCAAGCAGAACCAGUUGAGCUGUUGAGAGAUCAGGCGCAGCUUCACAGUGAACUAGAGCAAAAUUCACUAGCUGAUGAUGGAAACAAGCAAGAAUCAGAGCCCACCAACAAUGGGGUUAUGAAAAGUAAAAUUCACUGGGGUCAAAAAACAAUACAGAAGCUGCUAAUUAAUUUAGGGUUUCUGAAGCAUCAAACUCUACAAUAGUUUAUGAAGCAAUUAUGACUGCUAUUGCUGCUUAGUUGCCUGGAAAUUUUGAAGUGGCUUGGGGAACAGGAGUGAUAUUGAAUAGCUAUCACAUUGUACAGAAGUUUGCAAUCUUAUGUGCAAGAUUAUUUUGUAUUGCCUGAUGUUGUAAAUUGUUUAUGCAUACAGUGACAGACAGCAUUUAGUUGAGAUGUAGAACAAUUUUUUAUUUAUUUUAGUUAUUAUAAAUGCUUAUUUUGUUUUUCUAA